CAAUCCAAAGCAAAGAUGCCAGCAGAAGCCACCGUGAAAGCGCCCAAGAAGGGCUCCAAGAAAGCCGUGACUAAGACCGCCGCCAAGAGCGGCAAGAAGAGGAGAAAGAGCAGGAAGGAGAGCUACGCCAUCUACGUUUACAAAGUGCUGAAGCAAGUCCACCCCGACACCGGUAUCUCCUCCAAGGCCAUGGGCAUCAUGAACUCGUUUGUGAGCGACAUCUUUGAGCGCAUCGCCGGUGAGGCCUCCCGUCUGGCCCACUACAACAAGCGCUCCACCAUCACUUCCAGGGAGAUCCAGACCGCCGUGAGGCUGCUGCUGCCCGGGGAGCUGGCCAAGCACGCCGUGUCUGAGGGCACCAAGGCCGUCACCAAGUACACCAGCUCCAAGUAAACCAUCCCGCUGCUGUAAUCCACUAAACCAACGGCUCUUUUAAGAGCCACCCACUUCUUCUUAGAGAGCAGAGUUUCGUUUAGUUAUGCGUUUAGAUAGAAAGUAUCGGUUUUCGAUGCUCUAUUAACUUAGAUUUGCUUUGUAUGGUAUUUGUAUAUAAACGUCUAUCACCUGUGCGAUUCUUUUAUAUAUAUAUAUAUAUAUAUAUAUAUAUAUUUUUUUUGCUGUAGCCUUUUUUCCCUCACUGUUGGUCAGAGGGAAACUUCAAUUCAUCUGAAUGGCACAUACCGGUAAUGCAGAACUGAGAUUUAUGUUGACUUGCUCUGGCAUUUACAAUAAAAGCUCUUUGUAAUGU
This is a messenger RNA of Perca fluviatilis (European perch), 748 nucleotides long. Its product is annotated as histone H2B-like. Lineage: Eukaryota; Metazoa; Chordata; Actinopteri; Perciformes; Percidae. Gene Ontology annotation, molecular function: protein heterodimerization activity; structural constituent of chromatin; DNA binding. The record is from RefSeq and is a predicted model, not a curated record. Gene Ontology annotation, cellular component: nucleosome. The coding region runs from base 16 to 393 and encodes 125 amino acids. The transcript has a single exon.